This is a messenger RNA of Schizophyllum commune H4-8, 1830 nucleotides long. RefSeq names its product cytochrome P450. Bases 108 to 1676 code for a protein of 522 amino acids. Lineage: Eukaryota; Fungi; Basidiomycota; Agaricomycetes; Agaricales; Schizophyllaceae. The record is from RefSeq and is a predicted model, not a curated record. The transcript is spliced from 13 exons. Gene Ontology annotation, molecular function: monooxygenase activity; iron ion binding; heme binding.
CGUAGGCGGCGGGGUGUACGUCAGACUCAACGCAUUCAUCCUUAUCAUAUAUAAGAGACUCUCAUCGGUAGACCUCCUGCGCUUCCCCUCCCGAAGCACCCUUCCCGAUGCUGCUUGCCGUCGCUCAAGUCUCGGUCGUCUACGCCCUGCUUUACUUGCUCUACAAGCGCGUGGCCAGCGCAUCUUCCAAACGGCCGCCUCUUCCUCCGGGUCCGCCGGCGUAUCCUCUCAUUGGUCACAUUGGAAUUCUUCCAGAGGACGAAGAGCGCGCGUACAAGGAAUGGGGUCAGAAGUAUGGAUCGGACGUCAUCCACGUCAACAUGCUCGGGCAACCCAUCAUCGUGCUCAACAGUGCAGCGGCGGCGACCGACCUGCUCGACAAGCGCGGAUCUAUCUACAGCGACCGCCCGGCGUUUGCGUUCUUCAAGGCAAUGGGCUGGCACGACCAUGUGACAUUCAUGGGUUCGAACGAGCCGCUGUUCCCGACCUAUCGACGCCUCUUCCAGAAUCUCUUCUCCAAGUCCGAGAGCCGCAAGUAUAUGACGCUGCAGGUGAAUGAGGCGCGGAAGCUCGUGCAGCGCAUUAUUGCGAGGCCGGGGGAGUGGAGGAGGUUGCUGAGGCUAUACAGCACUGCGAUCAUCAUGCAGCUCGUCACCGGCGAGGAAAUCCUCAGGCCCGACGACGAGUAUGUUCUCGUCGCCGACCAAGUCAACGCUGCCGUGAGCAAUGGACCCGCGGUGGGGGCGGCAGGGCUGGACUUCUUCCCGUGGUUGAAGUAUCUCCCCAGCUGGUGCGAUCCCACCGGCUCGACGGCGUAUGUCCGCCAGUGGACCCAAGCUAUUGAUAGCGUGCAGACUAUGCCGCUUCGCAAGGUCACGGAGAUGAUGAAACUCGGGCUCGCGAAGCCGUCGCUCACACUAGACAAAGUGCUGGAGGAAGAGGCGCGUGUGAGGGCGGGAGAGCCGCGUCUAUUGUCCGACUACAACCUCGAGGGCAUGAUUGGUACGGUUUACGCAGCCGCUCAAGGGACAACGACCGACACGAUGUUAGUCUUCGUCUUCGCCAUGACGAUGUACCCUGAGGUGCAGAAGAAGGCGAAAGCAGAAUUGGAUGCAGUCGUUGGACCCGAUCGGCUUCCUGAGUUUGCUGACCGGGAGCAGUUGCCAUAUGUAGAGCGGGUGCUGCAGGAGACCUUUCGAAUGUGGCCUUCGUUGCGUCUGGGCGUUCCACACAGGCUGACAGAAGACGACGUCUAUAAGGGCAUGUUUCUGCCAAAGGGCUCCAUAAUCCUCGCCAACGCAACCGCCAUCUCGCACGAUGAGGCGUUCUACGCCGACCCCUGGCGCUUUGAUCCCGACCGGUUUAUCCCCAAAGAGCAGGGCGGGCGCGGGGAACCGCUACCUUCUGCGCAGUUUGGGUAUGGGAGACGUAUCUGCCCCGGCCGCUUCACCGCGGACAACUCAGUGUUUAUGGCGAUCGCGACGAUGCUGCAUGUUCUGCAGUUCGAGAAGGCGCGAGAUGAGAAUGGGAUGGAGAUUGCGCUGGACUUCACGACGGUGGAAUAUGCAAGGGGGCUGGGGAGUCACCCGAAGACCUUUCCAAGUGUCAUCUCAGCGGCGAGCAAACGGGCUGCUGAGCUUGUUGCGGGGCAUGAUCUCUGUACGGUCCCCUUGUGACCAUGACGAAGUUGCUGUAUUGCUAUCGGAACCUCGACUAGGAGUGAAUGAAGACGCUCUCGCCCGUGGCUUGCGGAGGCAAGCGGUUGUCGUUCACGGUCAGGCGAAGUGUGUAUGCAUAGCAGAAGGCGAGAACUUGCGUGCGUGACGAUCC